AUGCCGAGCACCAGCGAGCGCCCCUGGCUGCACGAGGCGCCGCAGUACGGGCUGCGCAUGCUGGCGGCUGUCGACCCAGACAACCCGGCCGUGCUUCGGUUCGCGGCGCCUGCGGAGGCGCUCCCCGAGGACACGAGAGCGCGAGAGUGCGGCUCGGGCGAUCUGGCCGCCUUCGCCGAGGGGCGUGGCACCGCACCACAGCUCGAGCUGAGGCUGCCUGCGGGCGGAAACGGCUCGAAACUGUGGCGAUGUGCGCUGUUGCCCUGCGGCGCCACUGACGUCGGCGAGGCCGCUGCGGUGCUGCACGUCCACGGCGCGCCUUCCGAGCGCAGGGUGACUUGGAUGGCGCUCACGACGUUGGAGCCGCCGCCGAUCAGUGAGGCCGCCGCCGCACUCGUGCCCGCCUUCAGCGACGCACAGCGAUUCGAGGCAGAGUACGCCUCCCUCCUGCCACCUGCGCUGCGUUCGCGCGGCUUUGGCGCGCGGCUCGAGCACUGGUCGGUGGCGGUCGAUCCGUCGGUUGAGCCAUUCUUGCCCGCCUCUGCCGCGGCGGCCUGCGCUGUCGCCGUGCCGCCAGCGCCGGCCGAAUGGGCUGAGCUGAUGGUGCGGCGCAAGGGCUGCACCUCCGUCGAGCUCAAGUCGCCGCCGCCGCCGCGUGAGCUGCGGCUGGGCCGCGGAGCCCUCGCCGACGUGCGUCUCGCAGCCGCCCUGCUGCGUUGGCGCGGCUGCGCGGCACCCGACUGCGGCGAGCGCGGCGCGGCGGCCAUGCUGCAUUGCCACGUCAACGUGCGCUCCUCCGAGGGGGGCGGCGAGCUGCUGUGCGCGCGCGAGCUCCUGAGCGUCUUUUGCGCCUGGCUGCAGUUCGAGCACGUUGCCGCGUCGCUGACUCGCUCGUGGGUGCGGCGUGACCGUUGGUGUGCGCCGCUCUAUGCCACGGGGCCCGAGUUUUCCUUUAGCGACAAGCCGUGGGCGCAGGGAGGACACAGGCCGUUACCGCCGCACUUGCUCGACGCGCCGGCCUUCCUGCGUCGCGCGCACACGCUGUGGCGUGGCGAGUGCUGCGCGCUGGCGAGCGAGGAGGAGCGCGUGCAGCGCCUUUUCGCGGUGACACCGGGGCGGCUGGCGUCGCUCAACGUCGAGGCGGUGCUCAAGACGGGCACGUACGAGUUCCGCCGCCACCACGCCACCACCUGCGGCGACGCGGCGCGCAACUGGUGUCUCUUCUGCGUGGCCUUUGUCGAGGCGGCGCGACCAGGCGACGGUGCCUGCCUCGGGCGCGGCGCUGAGGCGCUUCUGGACGCGCAGAGCCCGGAGCAGGCGCUCACGAGGCUGCGCGAGGCGCAGCUGCUCGCCACCCGAGAGGGGCUCGUUGCGCUGCUCGCGCGGGUGCUAGGGGAGGGCGAGGCGCGCGCUCUGGUGGAGGCCAUGGCAGCAGAGAGCUGCGUCUGA
Molecule: messenger RNA, 1449 nt
Organism: Emiliania huxleyi CCMP1516
Lineage: Eukaryota; Haptophyta; Isochrysidales; Noelaerhabdaceae
Exons: 4
Coding region: 1-1449 (482 amino acids)
Source: RefSeq, a predicted model, not a curated record